Messenger RNA from Etheostoma cragini (Arkansas darter), 3745 nucleotides. RefSeq names its product metastasis associated 1 family, member 3 (gene mta3). The record is from RefSeq and is a predicted model, not a curated record. Gene Ontology annotation, molecular function: transcription corepressor activity; histone deacetylase binding; sequence-specific DNA binding. Gene Ontology annotation, cellular component: nucleoplasm; NuRD complex. The transcript is spliced from 20 exons. Lineage: Eukaryota; Metazoa; Chordata; Actinopteri; Perciformes; Percidae. The coding region runs from base 274 to 2307 and encodes 677 amino acids. Gene Ontology annotation, biological process: negative regulation of transcription by RNA polymerase II.
CCUCUCAACGUCAGCAGCCAGUGGUUUUUCGGGUUGAUCUGACUUCUUUUGGCUGCCGAGAGUUCACUGUAUUGUAAAGGGUACUGUGAAUCCUAGAGGAGGAGGGGGGGGUUGAUUUGCCAAAAAUUAUCCCGCUUGGGUACACAUCCGGAGUAUCGACGAUCAUAAUUUAUCGCACCCUUUACCUUUUUAGAUACUGGGUUUUAUUGUUUUUAUUAAUUUAUUCUAUUUCUCUUAGUUUAUGGUUUAUGUUAACACUCCGGGAGGGCAGAAAUGGCGGCCAACAUGUACCGGGUCGGAGAUUAUGUAUUCUUUGAGAACUCCUCCAGUAACCCUUACCUGAUCCGGCGGAUAGAAGAACUCAACAAGACGGCCAGUGGGAACGUGGAGGCCAAGGUGGUUUGUUUCUACAGAAGAAGAGACAUCUCCCACAGCCUCAUCCAACUUGCUGACAAACAUGCAAAGGAGUUGGAAGAAGAGAAGGAGAGCCCAAUAGAGACAGACCUAACAGAAAAACAGAAACACCAGCUUCGCCACAGAGAACUCUUCCUCUCCCGGCAGUAUGAGAGUCUACCUGCGACACACAUCAGGGGGAAGUGCAGUGUCGCAUUAUUGAACGAGACUGAAGCUGUUCUUUCAUACCUUGACAAAGAGGAUACAUUUUUCUACUCGCUGGUGUACGACCCAACACAGAAGACACUGCUGGCCGACAAAGGAGAGAUCAGAGUGGGGCCACGCUUUCAGGCAGAUGUACCUGAAAUGCUACAAGAGGGUGAGGCAGACGACAGGGACCAGUCCAAGCUGGAAGAGAAGCUGUGGUAUCCAGAGUGUCCACUUACCAGCAAACAGAUAGACCAAUUCCUAGUGGUGGCACGGGCGGUUGGGACCUUUGCUCGAGCGUUGGACUGCAGCAGCUCGGUUAGACAGCCAAGCUUACACAUGAGUGCAGCUGCUGCCUCACGAGAUAUCACACUGUUCCAUGCGAUGGACACGUUGCAUCGUCAUAAUUACGACCUGUCUAGUGCCCUAAGUGUGCUGGUCCCGGCUGGCGGCCCAGUGCUCUGCAGGGAUGAGAUGGAGGAGUGGAGCGCCUCGGAAGCUGCCAUGUUUGAAGAGGCACUAGAAAAAUAUGGAAAAGACUUCAACGACAUUCGACAAGACUUUCUGCCAUGGAAGUCUCUGACUAGCAUCAUAGAGUACUACUACAUGUGGAAGACCACAGACAGAUAUGUGCAACAGAAGAGACUGAAGGCAGCAGAGGCAGAGAGCAAACUGAAGCAGGUUUAUAUCCCCACAUAUAACAAGCCCAACCCCAACCAGAUCUCAGUGACUAAUGGCAAGAUGGCGACAGUGAAUGGAGCGGGCCCCGGGGCCUACCAUGCAGCAGGCGGGGGCAGAGCCUGUGAAAGCUGCUACACCAUGCAGUCAGCCCAGUGGUACUCAUGGGGGCCUCCAAACAUGCAGUGCCGCCUUUGCGUUUCCUGCUGGAUGUACUGGAAGAAAUACGGAGGCCUGAAGAUGCCAAGCAGAGCAGAGGCCCCAGAGGAGAGGACCUCUCCCAGUCCAGCAACCAAUGAGCCUCGUUCACGGGGUCAUGCUCCUCGCCAGUCCAACCACAUGGUGCCGAUGCGAAACAGCGGCAGCCCCAAGUCCUCCAUGAAGACCAAGCAGGCUUUCCUGCUGCAGGCCACCCGCCUCACCAAGCUGGCCCGGCAUAUGUGCCGUGACAUCAUCAGGCUGCGCCGUGCUGCGCGCCGGCCCUUUGUCCCCAUUAACUCUGGGGCCAUAAAGGCAGAGUACAUGUUAAGGGUGUCGGAAGGGCAAGGGACUCGCCUACCCAAAACCAGAGCCGCCCAAAGGAGCACUCUGACCAGUAUUCUGCAGUUUCUAGAGUCCCGUCCGGCAGCCCACACCCCUCGCUCCCACCGCACCCCGGGCCUGCAGACGCCUCCCCCUCGACGCCUCCUCUCCUCUCUCCCACACGGGCCCCACGGCAUGCUGGGAAAACGCAGCUACCAUCACCACAGCAGGGCUGAGUCAGACAGACGCACAGAUAACCCUGGUACCACAGGUGGACCCCUCCUGCAUAACGGCCGCAGCAGCAGCAGUGGAAGCACCCGAGGUGGAGUGAUGAUCCGCAAGAGACGCCCCAACUGGAUUGAUGCCCCUGAUGACAGCUUCUUCCUUGUCACCCGGGAGACCAGCGUGAUGAAGAAUGCAGUGUGCCACAGAGCAGAGAGGAGUGGGAGAUCACUCCCACAUAUUCAGGGAGGAGGGCCAGACGGCUGCUGUCCCGCUCCCAGCUGAGGCAUGCUUGUCGGCAGCCAUGCGAGCAGAUUACCCUGCGCAGGGUCACCCAGGGCCUGCCGCAGGGGCUUGUCCUUGCCCCUCCGCACCCUCACCCCAGCCUGAGGAUGCGAGGCCCCAUCGUCAUCCACGACUAACCCCACACAGACCCUCUGACCCCGUGCUGCACACACCCUAACAAAUUCUCACCUCCUAUUCUCCUUCUUUAUUCCUUAAAAUUCCUUUCCCUAAAAAUGCUGUCUAACUGGCAACAGAAGUAUGUCAUGAGCUGUGAUGCAAUAGAAAACUUACACCUGACCUGACUGCAAGUGCUGCCUGUCUUUAAUCCUGGGUAUGUGUUUGAAUGUGUAAAUAUUGUAAUUGGGUGCAUGCGAGUAACUGAGUGAGUGAGUGUCUGUGUGUGUGUCUGUGUGUGUGUGUGUAUGUGUGUGUAAUCAUGCCAACAACAUGAAUGAGCGAGGUAACGUUGACGUGUGCUGUUCUUUAUUUUUAUGGAUGGACUUAACGACAGAACUUUGUGUGACUUUUUUGUGUCGAUGGUGAAUUGAUGUGAAGUUCUAUCAGUUUGUAUAAAGUUACUUUGGGUGGGGGCAUGGGGUUGGAUUAGGAUAGGGUGGGGGGGGUGGGAAUGCGUUGAUGUGGACUGAGGUUCUUUUAACAAUGAAGAAGAGGCAAAUGUCUAUCGCUGACGUUAAAAAGAAAAUGCACUAUAUGUAGACUGAACUAGCGGCCCUUUUUUUAACGGCUGCUUUGAAUUGUGUUUUACCCGCAUUUUUUCAUGCUCUUCUUGAAGUUUAUAUCAAUGAGCUGAUGAGCUGGUGUUGAAAUAUGAUGAUCUGGAGACAUUAUUUCACAAACGCUGUCAGCUAUUCAUGACAAAUCUGCAGGUCUGAAAAUAUAAGGCAAAGAAAUUGAGAGCUAGCUUACAUCUAACAGCAAAAGAAUGAACCAGUGUAUUAUAUAUUGUAUAUCUCAUUAAAGCACUGUAAAUCUACUCAUCCUAUUUCUAUGGCCGACUGUACCUACCUAGCCCUGACAUGGGUACUAAAGCACUUCCUUUGCAACAGAAAGGGCAUGGAUCUGUCAUAUCUUCCUCAAGGCUGUGAUGGACCGGCAAUAUUUUGAGGCAAAGAAGAGUAACUUUGCCAGCAGCAGUUUAGUCAUAUUCAAUUUCUUCAUUGUUCUUAUAAAGUCAUCAAUCAAGUUUAUCCUGUUUUCAGACAUGUCUCUCUCUCUCUCUGCUGCAUGCUGGCAGAGAGCGUUGCCUCAAAAAGUUGCCUAUCCAGCCUUCAGGUGUGUUUAAUUAUGAGUUUUAAAACUGGCAUCGCCGCAGCAUGUCCUUGAGGUGAGAUCCUCCGCUGAUGAUUUCUUCUCUUUCAUUCAGAAUGUUUAUGUUAGUGUUUCCUGUAUGUCAUGUGUUGAAUUAUGAAUAUGCUGA